Molecule: messenger RNA, 1362 nt
Organism: Cannabis sativa
Lineage: Eukaryota; Viridiplantae; Streptophyta; Magnoliopsida; Rosales; Cannabaceae
Exons: 1
Coding region: 1-1362 (453 amino acids)
Molecular function (GO): zinc ion binding
Source: RefSeq, a predicted model, not a curated record
AUGAGUUAUGAGAAAGCUUGGAGAUGCAGAGAGAAGGCAGUUAUGUACAAGAGGGGUACUCCAGCAGAAUCUUAUACGAAGUUAUAUGGUUACUUCUACAUGCGGGAACAGAAGAAUCCAGGUACUAUUACUGACAUUGUCAGCGAGGAUAACCGGUUCAAGUACUGUUUCUGGUCACUCGAUGCUUGUAGGAAGGGAUUUAAGUUUUGUCGUCCUGUGAUUAGUAUGGACGGAACAUUCUUGAAGACGAAGUAUGGAGGAACACUGUUAGUUGUUGUUGCGUACGACGCAAACAACCAAUUGUUUCCGGUAGCCUUUGUUGCAAUUGUUGACAGUGAGAAUCAUGACUCUUGGAAGUAUUUCUUGCGGAAGUUAAAGGAAGCCAUUGGUGAGGUUGAAAAUCUUAUGUUCAUAUCGGAUAGGCAUCAAAGCAUUGAACAUGUUGUUGAGGUUGUUUUCCCAGAAGCAUGCCACUGUGCAUGCUUCAAGCAUAUUACUAUGAAUGUCGUUCACAAGUUUAAGACUGAUGUAUGCAACCAACAAAUAUGGCUUGCAGAUUACGCAUGGAACAAGACGGAAUGUGAUAGACAUUUUGAGGUGCUGAAACAGAUGGACCAUGCCAUUGCUACAUACGUCGAGCAAAUAGGGUUUGAAAAGUGGGCUCGUCCUUAUUGUCCAGGCGAUCGGUACAGCAUAAUGACAAGCAACGCUGCCGAAAGCUUCAACAAGGUGACAGAAGAAUUCAGAAAAUAUCCAGUAACUAUUUUGGUUGACUUCAUCAGGUUCACACUUCAAAAUUGGUUUGCUUCUCGUCUCGAAAAGGCAAGUAAGUGCGCUACUCCUUUGGCUACUACUUUUGAAAAUGAUUUAAAGGAUCUACACAAAGAUGGUAUGUUCAGGAGUGUCCUUCGUAAUGGUGCCCAAUUGUUCAACGUUGGUACGAGUCCUCAAGGUGAGAGAGGUGGUGAUGUGAACUUAGUGGAGAGAACAUGCACUUGCGGACUUUUCCAAACGCUCAAAAUCCCUUGUCCCCAUGCAUGUGCCGCAGAAGUUAGUCAGAAUGUGAGCGUGUACACACUUUGCUCUCCAUAUUACACAAAAGAAACGUGUAAGAAGAUCUACGAUGCCACAAUUAAUAUUGUUGGGGAGGAGGAUGAGUGGGUACUACCAGAACACAUCAAGAACAUAAGAAUCGGGGUACCAGUGGAGAAAAAACCAGUAGGUCGGCCUAGGAAGAGCAAUGUAGGUAGAAGACCGACGAAGCGUCGACCGUCCAAUGGUCAGGUGGUAGUGGAACCUCAUCACUGCUCGCUAUGUCACGGUACAGGGCACAACAGAGCUACAUGCAAAGCUCGAGUUUGA